AAUAGAUCCACAUGCAAUCGUACCAGUGUAGCCCGUUAUCUACCCCCGAAGGGAUCGUAUCGACCUUCAGACAGUGUGCUAAGCUUCAGAAAGACAAAGACCUGAAAAAAUUUGUGUCUGUGGUAGUAUUGGACGAGAUUGGUUUAGCUGAAGAUUCUCCCCUGAUGCCUUUAAAAACACUUCAUCCCCUUUUGGAAGAUGGCACAGCUACUACUGAAGAAUCAGGAAAAACUUCCGACCAUCACCGUGUCGGUUUUAUUGGUUUAUCAAAUUGGGCGUUGGAUCCUGCUAAGAUGAACCGAGGCAUCAUGUUGAGUAGAGGAGUACCAAGUGAAGAUGAAUUGUGUAAUAGUGCAAGGUUUGGGGCGAUAUUGUUAACUUAUAAUAAGUCUAAAAAUGCAUCAACACUAUCUAAGGAGCCGAUUACAUCAAUAGUUAUAUGGAGCGAAAUGACCCCCUUAAAUAAGUAACGUCAGCCAGAGGUUAGCCCCGUAAUAACUAAAAAUGCUCAACAGUUGAACUUAUAGCCUCCUCCGCAGGCAUCUCGUGGUUCACGUAUUUUACAAAGUCGGUGAGAUGCCUGCCAAAACCCGACAUGGUUGAGCCGAUCUGGGCAUCUUGCUUGCCAGCAGUGAUUUCGUCCCUAUAUAGAGUACGCACGUGGGGUGGAUUUUGUCAUCCAAGAUGGCAGAUUGCAUGGAGUGAAGAAUUAUGAGAAUUAGUGAAUUACUGUCGCUUAAAACCAGACUGACUUAUUAAGACUUCAAUGAAAUGCAUUUAAUUUCAUAUAAUAUUUUUUGGAUGAAUUAGUUGUUUUGAAAUUAUUGUUAAUGUUUGAUAGGCAUAAUUAUUUAAAAUAGUUUGUUAUGUUCUAUUAAAUGAAGACACAAAGUGGUUUAUUCACAUGAUAGUAUUAUUAGUAUUACAAUUAAGGCAGUUCAUGGUUGUCAUAGGAUGUAAAUUUUAAUAACUGAGAAAUGUAACAAGAUAAAAUAUAUUUCAGCAUGAUAAUUGCGAACCCAGUGUUAAAUAGAAACCAAGGCGAGAGUCAGAUUGAUUUCAGUGAAAAAGUCUUGGUCUGGUUGUCAGAUUGGCCGAGUAUGCCAAUCAGUGAAGCAACAUCCAAGCUAACGCCACUGUCUGAAAUCUGAAAUUAGCUGGGUGCACUUACUUCAUUAAGAGAUUUAGUACCUGGUGUGAAUUACAUUGUAUAAUCCAGCAGUUAAACAAUAAGGUGGUAGAUGAUUAUAAUAAUAUAUUUCAAUUUUAUUUAAUCCAAAUAAACAUGUUGAAUUGUCAGAGUUUUUGCGCAAGAAACUAGGUGCUAUUUUGCAUGUCUGAGAUGAAGACUAAGGUGCUGCAUCAUAGGAAAAAAAUUAGCGCGGACUGCAAGUGCGUAAAUUUCUUGUACAUGCAGGCAAAGUUGGAUCACACAUUUAAUAGCUAGGUAUAAACUUCUGGAAGGGGGAGAAGGGAUUUGUGGCAUUUAGAAGCAAAUGAGGUCGGUGAUGCAUGCAUCCCUUCUCCCCUUCCAGAACUUUAUACCUAUUAAAUGCGUGAUCCAACUUUGCCUGAGAAUAGGGGGCAAACAUCAAAACAUAUUAUUGGUCAGUAUGUUGAAAAUAAAAUAUUACUACCUUGACAGUUUACUUUGUGCAGUUAGCAGCUUCAGGGCUGCACCACAUUUUAACAAAGCAUUUUAAAAGAGCACCUACGUGAACUCAGUAUUCAAUCAAUGGGAACAUACUCGAACAAGUGUCGACCUUCAAGGAUCUUGGUGUGCUCAUAUCCAACAACUUAUCCUGGUCGAAGCACAUAGAAAGCAUUGUAUCUAAGGCUAAUGAAACACUUGGUCUCAUCAAAAGGAUUUGUAAAGAAGUGAAGAAUACCAACACAAGACGAAUUCUGUGUUGUGCGCUGGUAUAAGACCCAAGCUAGAAUACGCGAGCAGCGUGCGGUCGCCUUACACCAUUAAGCAUCGUUUGCUCAUUGAGAAUGUUCAACGGCGGGCCACAAAAUUCAUCUUGAAUUAUUCUGACAACAUGUCGUACGUGGACCGGUUGCAGAAAACAAAUUUUCUACCACUGGAUUUCCGAAGAGAAAUUUCUGAUUUGAUACUGUUGUUCAAAUCAAAACACCACCUCAUAACAAUGGAUAUAAACAAAUAUUUACUAUGCACUUACAACCCUGGCUAUCAAUCUCGCAACUAUGACGAAAAUAACUUCUACCUCAUAAUAAAACAUAAUCAGGAAUACUUUCAAAACUCUUACUUUAUCAGAUCAGAAAAACUUUGGAACAGCCUACCAACUGAAAUUAAGAAAUCCAGUACUUUAUGUUCGUUUAAAACUCGUUUUAAUAACUUAUAUAGUAUCAAGUCAAAAACAUACAAACUUCCUAAUAAUCGUAGCUACUAAUAUUUAGUUGUAAUGUAAAUAAACUGUUUGUAAUAUAAGUACUAAGUAUUUAGUUCAGUAAAGAUCACUCACUAGCUCGGUGUACGAACAACAGUAAAUCAGUUAAAAUUUAUAUAAUGAUCAAGGGCAGACUAGUGUUAAGCUUUCGUUUGUUCUCACACCGAGAAAUUGCCUAUAAAGUAUGUAUAGACAGUAUAGUCAUAUGGGUGAGGUAUUAAUUGGGACGGUAUGUCCUGUUCCACAUUCCAGUCACAUGUGUUGUCUUGUAGCUUGUUAUGUAUUGUUUAUCAGUGUCAUUGUAAAUAUUUGUGACAAAUUUAAUAAUAAUAAUAAUAAUAAUAACAUUAGGUUAUUAUUUACAUGGAGGUGAAUCUCUUUUGAUGGUGUAAAGACAUGGUCUUUCGCAAUUUUCAAAUGACAAUCCAAAUUUUUAGAUGACUAUUCAAAAUUUAGUCGGCUGGACGGCAGGCUGGUCAACACCGUGCAGUAAUGUAGAAUAAUCUUGAGCGUAACAUCUAAUAUAAUACAGCAACAAUAUAAAUCACGGUGGGCACAAAAGACAGCUAAUUCGGCCACGUACAAAUAACUUUCUGUCGUUAGUUUGGAAUAUCACGAAACUUCCUCACAGGAUAGAAGUUGCAAUUCCUAAAAAUCCUAUCGUUUUUUUUGUUUGAUUUAUAAUUAUUGAAUAUGAACACUUCUUACGUUUGGUCAACUUGCACCAGUUGUUUGCACAUUUGUGUUACAGCACCGUCAGCACUAAGCAAUUUACAUAGUUUACAUGCUGUACAUGUACUCAACAAAUCCCUGAGGCAGAUUUUCUCGCUAACGAGUAACGUACAGCGAAAAAACACAUGGCUAUGAUGACAUGGGAUUGUAAAUUUGAAGUUUGUUCUGAUGGCUGAAAUAUCUCAAAAUUGUCAGUGACAGUGUAGACUAACCAUGCAGUUUCAAUAUAUUAAACGUCCACUAACUUAUAUAACAGUAAUCGAUCGACAGUUUCAACAGGCAAGAGCAUCCAUUAUCCAGUUGAAAUUUCGACAUUUACCACUCCAUCUGCCUUCUAGAGUAUUCCGUUUCCCAAAAGUAUUAAUGUUUGAUGUUAUAUAUAUGCAUGUAGGCUACAGACCAAAUAUAAAUUGCAUGAUUGCAAAAUUUCUUUUAAAUUCCAUUCAUAUUUCACACAUGUCGCUCAAUACGAUUUACACAGUUUCGGCGUGGUUCACCAUCUGGGUUUUGUUAAAUUCUGUUGUAAGUGCAAAAUAAUCAAUGUUUCAUUCAUAUUUGUAACAAUUUGCAACUAAAAUGACAUUCUCGAUCGCUAUUUUUUUAAUUGUCUCUGAAUAUAAAGAGAUCGUAUCCUAUGGAAGUAGGGGUAUAGCACAGCUUUUGACAUUUUGUAGUAGUUUUGAUAUGAACAAAUUUAUCCCGUGGAGGUGGGGUAACGUAGUCGGUCCACAAGGGUUACAUAGCGGGUACAAAGUCUUCGAGUUUUGGCAGGCAUCACCGCUACAAUUAUUUUUGCCUGCAAGCAAAUUUUACCCGCCAAUCUUAAGGGGAUGCCUGCGGAGGAGGCUAAGUUGAACUAUUUUUGCGAGGUAUUGAUUAAUGAUGGUUUAUAUGUUGUGUUCAUAUUAUGGUGUCGGGUGUUGUACAUAUUUAGUGUUGGCCCUAAAACAAGCUUUUUUCGCAUUUGUUCUCGUAAAUUGCAGUCGCAGUGGUGAUCGACCUAAACUUGAAAGCGUUUAUUGAAUCAAAAACAGCAUUUUGAUUGUAGUUUUAGUUUCCGAAUAUUUGUUAGUUUUAAGUUAAAUAUUUGCUUACAUUUACGAAAUUAAAUAAAAGCGCCUGUGUGUGAUUUUUCAACCCACUUUUGCCAGAACAACUCGGAAAAAUGCAGUUGACCGAGUUGGCUCGGUUGUCAACAAGUGAUGUCCGAGCUAGGUCACUGAGUUGGCACCAUAUAAUCGCAUUGUUUUUAAUAGAAGCCGUGGUAUCGGAAAACUUGUCGUACUUCAGUAAACCGCGGGGCAACUGAGCCCAUCUACAUAUUGGAAUAAUAUUUACAUAAACGCUUGAAAAACUACUGUAAGGAUAAGCUAAAUCAGUUUAUUAGUUUGCUUAUAACAACAUUAUUCGUUAUUCAUUUUUAGCGGAAUUUGUUGCGGUGAUAAAGAUAUUCAGAAUCAUCUUAAAGGGAUUAUCAGGAGAUUAUGUAAGGGAUAUUUUGACCUUUACAAACAACAAAGCAUGUCAAAAACACUAAAAAAUGCCCAGAAAGAUGAAUUCUUCGGACUUCGCGACUUCUACAGGUACAGAAUUAUUUUGUGAUUAUUAAUUUAGCUCUUGUUCUGGAAACAAUACAGCAGAAAAUACAAGCAGAAAAUAUGAGGCCGCUUCUUCAUAAUUAUGAUAUAUAACAUGUAAAAUUUUUGUUUAUGUUUAUAUAGUUUAGUGAAGAUGGUGUAUGGUUUUGCUGUGCAGGUGGAACAAGGUGAUCAAAUCAGUGAUAUAGAACUGGAACAAUCUAUCAGGAGAAAUUUCAGUGGCCUGGAUGACCUUGAUCCAGUGAAGAUAUUUAGUCGGCAAUUUCCAAGGCUUAAAGAUUGUCUAAAGGUAAUGAAAUAAACCAGUGGAAUGCAUGGACAAGACGUUAAAUAUUAAUAAUUUAAGCCUGUUUUCCACUAGGCGGAAUGUUCUCUGUUUUGUUUUUCUUAGUUGGAACUAAUUAGAAAAGACAAAGAGAAAUUCCACUCCGCGCGCAAAAUUCCGCCUAGUGGAAAACCAGCUUUACUAACCGAGAGCGCGACAUCUGCUAUAUUGACCGAGUGAUAGCGAGGUCAAUACAGCAAGGCCAAUGUUCGUAGUAAAGUUUAAUAGUAAGUUUUUUUAUUAUAUGGCAUUUUCAUUGAACCUUUGUAAAAAAUGGAAAACAUGCAUGAUCACGCGAGGGCAAAGCAUAAAGUCCUAAAUAUUUUCAAACACUGUAUCAAUAUGUAUAAUUUCAAACUCUACAAAUUUAUCUUCUCUUGAUUAGUAAAACUAUACUCUACAAAUAUUUAGCCAUUUAAUCAAAGACUGCAGUUGUUUGCCAACAACAGCUUUUUAUAGUUCAUUUCAUACUCUUGUUUUCUGUUUUAACUCGCCAUAAAGUAUAAAAUUUUCGAAAUAAAUCUGUGGCUGCUUUAAUUGUAUAUUUUGGAUAGUGUCUUCAAAUUCCUACUGCAUGCCAUCUGCAAAUGCAUGCAGCUCUUUGCAAGUUCAAAACACAAAAUAUUCUUGACUGGUUUUAAUAAUAGUUAAAAACGUAAUAAAAUUUAUUGAAACUCGGCUCUCGUCGCAGCUUCGCAGGGCAACAAAAAUUCCGUAUUGCCUUUGGGCAAUAUGGGAAAAUGCUCGUCAUAUUAAUAGGACAUACGCUCGUCAUACAAAUGCUCGUCAUAUUAAUAGGAAAAUAUCCAACCGAGGACUUGCUGUAUUGAACGAGCUCUGGCGAGGUCAAUACAGCAAGACCGAGGUUGGAUAUUUUUCCGUACUGCCCGAACGGUUGAGGUCAGUACGUUUUUUAUUAUAUAUUUCAUUGUACGUUUGUAAAAAAUGGGGGAAAAGGUCACUCGAGGGCAAAGUACAAAGUCCGACACAUUUGCAAAAAAAACAAUUGUAAAAAAUGUUCUCUUGGUUAGUAAAACUACUCUACUGCACUUUUUACUGUAUAGAAUACUAAUAUAGUUUGGAUAGUAUUUCAAGAGAAAUACGAGAUAUUUUGUCAUUUAAUCAAGAACAACAAAUAUGAAAACAAUAAAAUUAAUGAACAGCAUCGACAAUAGUCUGCUCGCAGACUGCAUCCCGCUCCCACACAGUCUGCUGUCAUUCGACUCUAAUGCCGUACAGCUACCGGCGAAAUACUGUAUGAUCGGCAGUUUUUCAUUGGUUCGUUUCAAAAUUAUACUUGCAUAAAUUUGCUUAGCUAAUUUCGAGACGAGUAUACCGGUUUUACCGAUUACAUAAAGUUUCUGGAUGCUGUUGGGCAGACAUUGCCACACAAAAGAGCAUUUAAUUUUUUGGGAUGAAUAAAUUUGAUAGAAUUUACAAAUCUGGCAUAUAUUUUUUGUGAGUUUAUGUUUCGAUUUCGUUGUAUUGUUUUGCUUGACCUUGUCUAUUGUCUAUUGACCUUGUUUACAUAAUAUAGGUUCUAUUUAAAGUAACGCACCUGAUUGGAUAAUAAAAUUAGAAAGCCACUAAAGUGCUGAAGUGCACUGAAUAUUAUACCUAUUUAUACGACUACGUCACUGUACAGCAUUAGUGACAAAUGAUCGCAGACUAUUAUCCUUCCACCACGGGGGAGGGACAGUCUGUGCGCAGACUACAAGUACGUUUUUAGUUCGCUUCAUGUCAUUUAUGUCUCUUUUUAUUUAACAAAACAGAAGUUUUCAGGGAAAAAUUAUAAAUUUGUGGCUGCUUUACUCCUUUAGUUGUAUUUUUUAUUUAGAUCGAUGGUGUCAGAUUCCUCCUGGCCAUCUACCAAUAAAAUUUGCAGCUCUUCACAUUGUCAAAACAGAACUAUUCUUGAUUGCUUUGAUAGUUAUAAACAUUGUAAAAUUUACCUUGUAAUUUCGACUUUCGCUAACAAAAACGUAUUGAGAAAGUUCUUUAACCACAGCAGUUGCUCCUUUUCUCUAUUUUAGGUUUACGUUUCUUCGUUUUAAAUAGUUUGAAAGACUUUUAGACACUUUUUGCCUUUUGAAACUUGACUCUCGUCGCAGCUAGCUCGCAGCUUCGUAGGUCAAUAAAAAACGGGAAAAUCCUGCCUCGUCAGCAGCCAAUCAAAUUGCGCGAUUCGUCAAAACAAAUGUUUGCCAUAUAAUAAAAUAGUAUAAUAUAUACAAUGCAAUGUCGGUAACACUUUAUCUUUUUAAAGUAUCCCUCGCCAGAAUGCCAUCCAGUGAAUCUUAUCCAAGAAAGUCUUGGUAGAACGGAAAAUCAAGGGUGAGUUGGCUGUAUUGUGUAUGCAUGUUUGUGUGAAUGUUUCAUGUCAUCGUAUUUCAUCUGGGGAUGAGGUGUUGUGUUUGCUGCUCAGCUGUAUGCACUAUUUCUCCAGAUGUGAUGUGGAAUACUGAUAUUUUUAGGAACUUUAAAGGUCAAGAUAGACCUUUUUAUUAUUUUUAUUGGUGUGGCCGAAUACCGGAGUAUUUAAAACAAAAAUAUAGUUUUCUUGCGGCGAAAGUUUUAUACGUCUCAAAUAGCUUUCUGACUUUUAUUGUUUCACUUUUAUUGUUUCACCUGAGCAGGCAGUUCGGGCUUGAUGAAAAAAAUCGAUCCGCUGUGAAAGGCUCCUCAGCCAAUCAGAUUGCUUCAUUCACUUAAAGGCGAAAAAAAUUACAGUUUAAACAGAUAUUGUAAAAGAAAUGUUCACCCCAUACAUCAAUCGCAUUCUUUAAGGUUUAACUGCAGUCAAAACAAGUCAUUAAUAUAUUCUCUAUUAUAAAUAUUGUAAACAUGCACGGUCAAAGUCUGUGUUUAGAAACACAUUUUUUAAGCAUAUAGUGAAACGACCAGAAAAUAAAAAAUUUAAAACAGCAUACCUUCUUCAUUAUCCUCUUAGUAGAGAAGCGCUGAUUAAAUCAAAACAGAUUCAUUUAUAUUGUGUUUUUGAUUGGCAAAGCAACUGAACAUGAAUCUGUCGUUGUUGGAAGCAAGUAAAUUGGUCAGAUGCAAGGCCUUCACAGACCUUAAAAACAAUCGAUUUCAAAAGAAAUUAAUAUUGUAGAACACGAAUAUAUGAAUAUGGACCCCCCCCCUCCCCCAAUUAUCGAGCUGGCUACGCCGCUGAAAAGACCACAAGGAAAGUGAGCUUUGCAUUAUCGCUAAUAUAUACUUGUAGGGAAAGUCGCUAUUUACUUGUUCUGACGGAGAACUAUGCAGCGCUGAGAUUGUUGCAGGGCAAGUUCCACAAUCACGAUCCUGUUAUCAUUUUUGGUAGCAGUUUCCCAAAGGAUCAACAAUACACACAGGUAUAUUUUCAAUUUCUAUUCAUUUGCAUGUCGUUCCGCGUAUUCAAGGUCUUACCUUAAAGCCUCCAGAUAGUAAUAACUUACUGACCGAGAGUGAGGGCAGUACGGGAAAAUAUCCAACCGAGGUCUUGCUGUAUUGACCGAGCGAUAGCGAGGUCAAUUAAUACAGGAAGACCGAGUUUGGAUAUUUUCCCGUACUGCCCGAACGGCUGAGGUCAGUAAGUUUUUUAUUAUAUGGCAUUGUACGUUUGUAAAAAAUGGAAGAAAAGGUCACGCGAGGGCAAAGUACAAAGUCCGAAACAGUUUGAAAAAAAAAUUUUAUCUAACAAAAACAGAAAUUUUCAGGGAAAAAUUGUAAAUCUGUGGCUGCUUUAGUUGUAUUUUUUUAUUUAGGAUGGUGUCAAAUUCCUCCUGGCUAUCUGCAAAUAAAAUUUGCAGCUCUUCACAUAAUCAAAACACAACUAUUCCUGACUGCUUUUAUAGUUAUAAACAUUGUAAAAUUUACCUUGUAAUUUUGACUUUCGCUAACAAAAACGUAUGGAGAAAGUUCUUUAACUACAGCAGUUGCUCCUCUUUUUAUUUUAGCUUUAUUUUUCUUCGUUCUGAAUAGUUUUGAAAGACUUUUAGACACUUUUUGCUGUAUUGAAACUCGGCUCUCGCUCGAUAUUAUAGGAAAACCGAAUUCAAUAAUUGUUUUAUUGCAUAUAUUCAUUCAUUAUAUAUUAAUUUAAUGUUGCGAACCGGCUCAAAGCCAUUUUGUUUACGCUUUCAAAAAUGUGGAACUUUCGGGCGCUUUUUAGCAAACAAUGGACUUCGCCAGGGCUUGGUAACCACAGCGUGCAUGACACUUUUUCGGUCCAAAAAAGUAUCAUUGCACGCUGAUGGCGUCAGCAGCUGAAAUAACGCAGUGGCUUCAAGAUAACGAGAAUUAUCCGACGCGUUUUGACCAAUCACGAACGAGAAUAGACUUUGAAUAUAUAAUAGAAUAAUUUGUGUUCAAUGUUACGUUAUAAUUUUAAUGUGUGAGUAUGGGUUGCAGAUACGGUACGCUAUACCCUUACCAGUAAUUAUGCCUUGUACUGUAAAUUGGGUAGGUUGAAUGGCUGUCCUAUUCAACAUUCAAUUAAUUAUUAUUAUCAAGAAACGUCAGUUCUAAGUUUUUGUAUAUCAACGAUUCAUUUGUCAAGUCGUAUUGAUGUAGAAAUCAUGUUUACCAAAUUAUAGAUUUGUCGAAACAUCAACCGAAUCAAAGUAUGCAUGGAAACAGGAAGGAUGGUGAUCUUGCUCAACUUAGAAAGUCUUUAUGAAAGUUUAUACGAUGCAUUGAAUCAG
This is a messenger RNA of Paramuricea clavata, 9757 nucleotides long. The record is from the annotation of a GenBank genome assembly. Lineage: Eukaryota; Metazoa; Cnidaria; Anthozoa; Malacalcyonacea; Plexauridae.